CUACCCUCUUAUAGUUUCGAUCUCUUCCGAAACGCCAUAUCUCGAGGACCUUUCAACAAAGGAAAGCUCUUGGCUCGGCAGCUUACCGUGGCCACAGGGGUUACCCUUACUCAAGUCGACACGCUGUACAACGCCUUCGAGUACUUUGAACAAGACGACGAGUGUCACAGUGGAGCAUGCUAUGACGGAGCUCGACCGCCCCCGGUGCCCGAUGGAUCGGAGCAGUACGUUCUCUGUUGCAUGGGAGGGAACGGCCAGCACUGCUUGCGAUACGACUACUCCCGGGCCUACAGCGCGUUCAGCAUCAAGGAGAUGGGCUUCUUGGGUGUGGUCAGCGUUAACGUCACCAGCAACCAGAACGUCUCCACCCUUCGCUUGGCGCAGAGGAACUUCAUCGAACAGAAGCCCUCAGUUGUGGGCUUUUUGUCGUGGUCGGCCCUCUACAACAACCCGGUUCAGUCGCAGCAAAGGCUGCUGUUCUUGUCGGGCAAUACCAGCGGGGCCGACGACUGGAGGAACUGGUUCUGGGCGUACAAGACGGCGCUACCCCCCAGCAUCGGUAUCAGCGCUGACACGUGGAAGGCGCAAGCAACUGACCAGUUUGCUGAGCUGAAGCAGAAAACGCUGGACCAAGUAUUCCCCAUUGCGGACUGGAGCGGCUUCAGUUACUCCUCCGGAGGGGCCAAGGCCAUGUUGUCGGUGCCAGGCAUCGCUCGGACCAACAUCGUGCUCCAGAUCGACGACGUCGAAGUCGCCGCGCCCUAA
Acanthamoeba castellanii str. Neff is the source of this 765-nucleotide messenger RNA. RefSeq lists its product as uncharacterized. The transcript is spliced from 8 exons. The annotation marks the transcript as partial. The record is from RefSeq and is a predicted model, not a curated record. NCBI's taxonomy places the organism in Eukaryota, Discosea, Longamoebia, Acanthamoebidae.